Messenger RNA from Drosophila novamexicana, 1867 nucleotides. Its product is annotated as peritrophin-48. Gene Ontology annotation, cellular component: extracellular region. The coding region runs from base 678 to 1769 and encodes 363 amino acids. The transcript is spliced from 2 exons. NCBI's taxonomy places the organism in Eukaryota, Metazoa, Arthropoda, Insecta, Diptera, Drosophilidae. The record is from RefSeq and is a predicted model, not a curated record. Gene Ontology annotation, molecular function: chitin binding.
GAAAAGUAGAUACUUACAUAUAUGGACAACUUUUUUGUUUGUCGAUAUAUUUUGAUCAAAGCUAGCAUAAGCUAUACUGUUUUUUAGAUAAGUCAAUUCUUUUCGAAAUCACACUAUCAUAUUAAGGAAGAAUCCGUUGAAAAAUGACUUUUUGCAUUUUAUAUUUCCCGAGAUUUUUUCACCAAAAUCAGUAUUUACAAUCUUCGUCUCCUUACAUAUCUGCAAAGCCGUAACCCUAAUGUCUAUCCGAACUCUCAUUAGUAAACAAAAAAGUUUAGUAUUCGUUUUGUCGAAUGUCGGACGAGUAUAACAAAUGCCUGUUGUGGAGCAGCCGGGACUUUAUCAAUAUAAAUAAAAACUAACGUGAAAAUAAUAUAAAUGACUCGAAUUACGCACGUGAAUAAACAUAGAAAUCAAUUGGUCAUAAGGGUUGAAGUUCUUGAUGUCGUCUGUAAAGUAUUUUUAAACAAUUCGCAAAUGGAGCUAUCUAGGGAAAUGGACGGUAUUUCCUAAUUUAUUAAUUGUCAAAUUGAUAAAAUAUGUAUUCAAUUAAAACAGAUAGCGACAUUUUCAGCUCUGUGUUAAUGCCCCAAAAUUUAUUUGCCCCCUGUCAGCCUUACCUUUUGGGAAGUUCUAUUUAAUAGGCAAGUCGCGUUCCAGCCAGUUAGUCGUUGUCAAUGUCCCGGAGGGUCGCUCUGCAGUUCCAGUUCCUGUUCGUUUUCAUAAACAUGAAUAGUUCGGUCUGGCACAUACUUCUCGGGCUUGGCCUGAUUCUGCCAACAUGUUUGGCUUCCAGCUUUGAUCCGGAACUCAUUUGCACACUUGUCGUUGAUGGGACUAAAAUGAACGAUCCUCGUGUCUGCAAUGGCUGGAUACAGUGCGUCGAUGGCAAGCCCGUGAGCGGCACCUGCGACGAUGGACUUUUCUAUGACAGGCAAACUGAGGACUGCGUGCCAUCUGCCGAUACAAACUGCAUCUCUAGUGAUCCUUGCGCGGCACAGCCAAAUGGUUUUGCCGCCGAUCCGUACUCCUGCAAUGGCUAUUACUACUGUAAGCAGGGUGUGGGCACUCGCGGCGUGUGCAACAACGGACUCAACUAUAAUCCGGGCACCGAGUCAUGCAUACGGGAUUUUCCGUGUACUGCCAAAAUGAAUCCGGACAGCUAUUGCAACAUUCUGCCCGACGGCGUCUUCGCCAAGGACACCCUCAAUUGCAACGGCUGGCAAAUGUGCUGGAAGGGCGAAGUCAUCAAUGGCACCUGCCCCGCCACCUUCUACUUCAGCGCCGCUAAGGGCGACUGUGACUAUCCGCAGAAUGUGGAGUGCGCGAUCACGGAGCCACCGCCGUUGACAGCGGCGCCAGAGGCUUGCCCCAAAGCGGGCAGCUUCAUCUCCGACGAGAGCAGCUGCAAUGGCUACUAUUAUUGCCGUGAGAGUUCCGAUGGCCAAAUGCAGCUGCAGCACGGCGAAUGCGACGACGGUCGCUUCUUUUCUGCCCGGGAUGGUGGCGCCUGUGUGCCGCGAUCCAAGCUCCAGUGCGAUUACGAUCGAUGCGUGGACCUAGGCUACACGGGCAUACAGCUGGCCAACGAGUCGAAUGAUGGCUGCACGGGCUUCGCCAUAUGCCAGGACGGUGUCAAAAUUGGCGAGGGCACCUGUCCAAAUGGCGAGUACUUCGAUGAGCUGACCCAGCGCUGCACCAACCAGGUCAUAUCGUACCCAGCCUGCGCCCUAUCUAGCCAAUCCACAACACAAACCACAGCUGCUUGAGAGGCACGGGCCAGGGCAUAAAGCUCAAGGCAGGGGCUGAGAUCACCCAAUCGAUUUGAUAAAUUUACUCGUAUAUAUACUCAUUUAUUUAUUUGCUA